AUGGCUGCUGCUGCUAAGGGCGGGCUCGCCCAAAACGAAACAAGGCCGCCGGUCCCAAUCAUGACUGCGCCCAAGCUCAGCGUCAAGAUGUCGGCUGCCGAGCUAAUCGGCAACACGCCGCUCGUCCGCCUGAACAAGAUCCCCCAGUCGUUGGGAAUUGAGGCGGAAGUGUACGCCAAGGUUGAACUAUUCAAUGCCGGUGGCAGCGUCAAGGACAGGAUAGCACUCCGGAUGAUCGAGGAGGCUGAGAAGAGCGGGCGGAUCAAGCCCGGAGACACUCUCAUUGAGCCCACCAGCGGCAAUACAGGCAUCGGUCUGGCCCUAGUUGGCGCCAUCAAAGGAUACAAGACCAUCAUCACCCUCCCCGAAAAGAUGUCUGCCGAAAAAGUCUCCGUUCUCCGCGCGUUGGGCGCUACCAUCAUCCGAACCCCGACCCAGGCCGCCUGGGACAGUCCCGAAAGCCACAUCGGCGUGGCCAAGCGCUUGCUGAAGGAGAUCCCCAACUCCCACAUCCUCGAUCAGUACACCAACGAGAACAACCCGCUCGCCCACGAGUUCGGCACGGCCGAGGAGAUAUGGGCGCAAACAGGUGGCAAGGUCACGGCUAUUGUCGCCGGGGCGGGCACCGGAGGCACCAUCACGGGUCUUGCCAAGGGCCUCAGGAAACACGAUCCAAACGUCAAGGUCAUUGCGGCCGACCCCCACGGCAGUAUCCUUGCCCUGCCGGAAAGCUUGAACCAAGAAAGGGCAAAUAUUCCGUACAAGGUUGAAGGUAUCGGCUACGACUUUGUGCCUGACGUCCUUGACCGUGAGCUUGUGGACAAGUGGUACAAGACCGAUGAUCGCGAAUCGUUCCAGUUUGCGCGACGCUUAAUCGCCGAGGAAGGUCUUCUAGUAGGCGGCAGCUCCGGCAGCGCAAUGGCGGCCAUGGUGCGGGCAGUGAAGGAUUUUGGGUUUGGCAAAGGCGAUGUGGUCGUGGUUGUCCUUCCAGACAGUAUCCGCUCUUAUCUGUCAAAGUUCGCCGACGACGAUUGGCUAGCAGCUAAUGACCUCCUGCCUAAUGAUGCCGAGAACAUCACGGGCAACAACGACACUGCAGAACCCAAGACCCCAGGCCUCGGUCCUAGCGACCCCUACUCUGGGGCCACGGUCCGGGCCCUCCGCCUCAAGCCAGUCACCUCCAUUCUCGCCACGAGCCCAUGCUCCGAGGCAAUCGAGAUCAUGCGCGAGAAGGGAUUUGACCAGCUGCCGGUACUUUCGCCCACGGGCGGUAAGCUAGCGGGGUUAGUCACGCUUGGUAAUCUCCUCAGCUUCAUCUCGCGCGGCCGCACGUCACCCAAGAGCCCGGUGAGCGAAGUCAUGUUUGACUUUAGCCGCAUUGACGAGGUCGUGACGGACCCGCGCAGGUUUGGCUCGGAUCUCAAGGGCAAGAAGCGCAAGUUUGUCCAAAUCACCAUGGACACUCCGCUGUCUGCGCUGAGCCGGUUCCUGGAAUGGAACAGUGCCGCGGUGGUAACCGAGAAGGGACAGCCCGGCGAGGUCUCCAAACCCGUUGCUGUUGUCACAAAGGUGGAUCUGUUGACCUGGAUGGUGAAGCAGAAGUCAUGA
Molecule: messenger RNA, 1608 nt
Organism: Canariomyces notabilis
Lineage: Eukaryota; Fungi; Ascomycota; Sordariomycetes; Sordariales; Chaetomiaceae
Product: cystathionine beta-synthase
Exons: 2
Coding region: 1-1608 (535 amino acids)
Cellular component (GO): cytoplasm
Molecular function (GO): cystathionine beta-synthase activity
Source: RefSeq, a predicted model, not a curated record